AUGUCCUCUAUCAUCUUUAACCCUGCUAUGUUGACAGUGUCUCCCUCUCCCUCCCCCGAACCUGAGGAACACCCACUAGAGGGUGGCAAUGCUACUGCUCCUCCCUCCAAGCCGAAGCUAUUGGAGGAACAGGAGUCUUGGCUUCGCGACUGGAAUGUCGCAAUGGCUGAUAUCUAUGAGCGGGCGCGUGCGGCUUCGCUGCAUGUGUCCCUUAAUGAUGCGGAGAAUGUUACGUUGGCCGAGGGCAAAAUUGCCACGAGGAUGCUGACAAGAGCUGUGAAGGCUUGGAAGGAGAAGGCGGAAGAGUCUGCCGUGACUGUGCGCCCAGCGCACGCUGAGAAGGGGAAGUCGGGUGAGAAGGCGCCCAAACCUGUGCUUACCGAUAUGGGAUCGUGUUUGGGUGGGCGUAUGACCGCCACCUCUGUCAGCCAUCCUGCUGAGAGGUGCGAGUGUUGCGCCGCGUCCGGCGCUAAGUGCAUCGUUGUGCAGCCAAGCGGAAGGUGCGAGGGCUGCGUUAAAGUGCGGAAGGGUUGUUCGUUUGGGAUGCGUGCUGGCUGUGCCGAAGCGCAAGGCGCCUCCCUCGGCGCAAACGACUGCGCCAGAGAACCGGAGGCCAUCGUUGUCCAGUGGCCGAAGCGACCGCUUGCCUCUGCUGCUGCACCUGCGGCAAAAUGUCCUCGCUUGGAUGCCAAUACCGAGUUGGACGAGGCACGCGCUGAGUCCGCUCAACUCUGUGCUGAGAACGCUGAGCUUCGCACUUGGAACAAUAAGUAUCGGGUCGCUCUCACUGAGAUGCGUCAACACUCCCGGACGCAAGAGUCCGAGUUGCUCCACAUGAGGCAACUGGCUGUAUCUUUUGGCGCCGAUUGGGGAACUUGGGAGAAGGAGCUUUGCGAAGUCCUAGAGGAGUAG
Messenger RNA from Suillus discolor, 912 nucleotides. RefSeq lists its product as uncharacterized. Lineage: Eukaryota; Fungi; Basidiomycota; Agaricomycetes; Boletales; Suillaceae. The record is from RefSeq and is a predicted model, not a curated record. Bases 1 to 912 code for a protein of 303 amino acids. The transcript has 7 exons.